GCGCAGUUUGAAAGUUCUAAGGUUGGUGAAAGGGUGGUGUACUUCCCAUCGUACAACAAAGGGGGGCGCUGCUUCAUUUGUUUUUACAAUGUAGCUCAGAGACAGCUGUUCAGCAGUAAGUUUAGAUUUCAGUUCGAAGGAACCUGCUGUUUAUAAUAAUUUGUUUAUUUUUUAUGUAUGUAAUAUUUAUCCAAUAGACUCAAUAUUUAUAGCAUUCCACUGAACUACAAAAUACAUCGCUUGUCCUGUGGUUAUCCUUAUACAAUGAACUAGGCUAUUUAUAAACUACAAGUUCAUAAACCCUUCCUGUCCAACGCAAAGUUUAUAGAGAAAAACUGUCAUUUAAGGUCACGGGGUCAAAUGAGUGGUGGGUCCACUGUAGUCUGUUUAUGUCGCAAAUGUAAAAUUCAACAAAUGAUUGCAAUCAAUGAAGUCACAUAAUAACACGGUUGAAUUCACUGAUGGAGAGAGAAGUGAAUCAACUGGUGUGUCCAUGUGAACUGAAGUCACUUAAUGAGUUAAAAUAAAUAUUUUCAUCCACAACAUUAUCAUCUGGGAUUAAGGAUAAAUACCUUCAGGGAUAAGUUGUUCCUUCACAGAGAGCGGCAGCAUUAUUAUUUACACACUGCCCUCCCCUGACUCCCUUGCCCACCGUGGCCCCGCCCACCGCUGUAUAAAACGCGUGCAUUUGCGCGUGUGGAGGCAACAAGGUCUCAGACGCCAGGAUGGAAACUCUUCUGCUCCGUGCUGCUGGCACUGGCUUUGAAUCUGUUACUUCUUCAAGAACUGGAACCGAAUGUGGAACACCUCCUCCUUCUUCACCUUCUCCUCCUCACCAUCUUCACCUGCGUCUUGUUCCUUCUAGGUUCAGUGGAAGUCAGGAUUAGCGUAGUCUGGACUGAAGUGAGAAUGAUGACUAUAGAAAUAACGAUGGUGUACGUAUGCGUGUGCGGACGUACUGGAGUAUGAACAUGUUCCAACAGGAGUUGGCACCUCCUCUUUGCUCCUCUGGAUUAUCAUUAUGUUAGCACCAAGGGAGUCAUUAAGAGCCUGGCACGCGUCCUGAUGCACCGUGCGUAAAAGCGUCUCCACAACUAAGAAACAAACAAGAAAGAAACUCAGAAAGUUCAGGACAUUAAUUCAUUCUGAAUUAAAAUGUGAACAAAGAACGGUGCUCCUUGUCUUAGAAACAUCAAAGAGUGGAGUAAACGCCUCAUCCUCAUCCUCCUCACCAUCUCCAGGUGAAUCAGGGUGAAUCAGAACCAACUCUGUUUCCAAACUUGUUUUGUGAUUUAACCAUAAAACAAGUAGAGAGAUUUUUCUCUAAAAAUCCUUUGCUUCUUCUCUGGCAGAAAAUGAGGAGCAGUUUCUUUCGGCUGACAUUCCUUCACCUUUACCUCCUUCUUCUCCUCCUGGCGUGCGUCCUCUCAGUCCGCUGCACUGCUGCUCCCCGCACCUCCUCCUCCGCCUCCUCCACCACCGCCUGCGCCUCUUGCAGCGCGCUUCAGCCGGAAGAUCCAGAGACCGGGCGGCUGGAGGUGGACUUCGUGGAGGCGGUGAAAAGACACAUCCUGAGCAGGCUACAGAUGCGGGAACGGCCAAACAUCACGCACCCUUUGCCCCGGGCCGCCAUGGUUACGGCCCUGCGGAAGCUUCACGCGGGGAAGCUGCGAGAGGACGGCCGCGUGGAGAUCCCGAACCUGGACGGAACUGGGUCCAGCAACGAGGCGCUGCUGGAGGAGAACUCGGAGAUCAUCAGCUUCGCAGAGAGAGAUGAUUUGGUGACCUCCAAGUCCAGCUUGUUUUUUCUGAUCUCUAAUGAGGGAAACCAGAAUCUCCAGGUGGUCCAGGCCACCCUCUGGCUCUACUUUAAGUUGCUGCCGUCUCCUCUGGAGGUACGGCCACGGAAGAAGGUGACAGUGAAGGUGUACUACCAGGAGCCAGGUCUGAGCAGCAGGUGGAACCUGGUUGAGAAGAAGGUAGAGCUGAAGCGCAGCGGCUGGCACACCUUCAUGCUGACCGAUGCUGUGCGGCUGGUGUUCCUGAAGGGGGACCGGCGUCAGAACUUGGACGUACGCUGUGAGGGCUGUGAUUCCGAGGGAGUGAUGCCGGUGUUGCUCCACCGCAACGACGAGUCACACCGACCCUUUUUGGUUGUCAAGGCACGACAAUCAGACACAAAACACAGAAUCAAGAAGAGGGGUCUGGAGUGCGACGGUAGCAGUAACUUGUGCUGCCGACAACAGUUCUACAUCGACUUUCGAGUCAUCGGCUGGAAUGACUGGAUCAUCGCCCCACCGGGAUACUUCGGGAACUACUGUGAGGGGAACUGUCCUGCCUACAUGGCUGGCGUUCCUGGCUCAGCGUCAUCAUUCCACACAGCAGUGGUGAACCAGUACCGAAUGCGUGGCAUGAGUCCUGGUUCAAUGAACUCCUGCUGCAUUCCAACCAAACUUAGUACCAUGUCCAUGCUCUAUUUUGACGACGAGUACAACAUUGUAAAGCGGGAUGUGGACAACAUGAUUGUGGAGGAGUGCGGCUGUGCCUAAAAGCUCUAAUGAGACCCAAUGACACAAUUCCUGAUAGUACUAUAAAAACGGAUAUAAAAUCAGGAUAUUUAUGGACAAUGGCAAAGUCCUUUUUACACACACUCAUUUACAUCUGCACAUAAACUUGUAUAUAUACAUAUAUAUUUAUGUUUGUUCAGAGGUUUUUCUAAAAAAAAAAAAAUAGCAGGAAGACUUUUCUGAUUCCUUAACUUUGAACCAGAUAAGAAACUUCCAAACGGCUAAAUGUCUACUCUUUAAAAGUUUUUCUUGUCAAGACCUACAGGUCUGGUUAAAGAACAGAACCAUAGCAUCUGUCAUACUACCGUUCAUACUGUCCCUUACAUGGGCUCAAACAAAAAGUUUACGAUGCCUCCUUCAGGAAAAACAGUUUGUAUGAUAAACGAUGACAUCGUCAGCCUAAAGAAGGACCUGGCUGUAGACCAAAUGUUGGAUAUUUUUUCCUUUAAAGUUCAAACAUGGAUAGGACAUGAUCAAUCCUCCACCUAACAUUUGACCAUUCCUGUUUUUUCUGCGCAUAAAAACACAGACACAUGUAUUGUAACUAAUGGAAGUUCUUUUCUGAUCUUCCAAUAACAAAAUCUGGUACAAAGGCAAUAGCAAAGAGGCCCAGAGAUCUUCCUCAGACUUUUCUCAAAGGUUUCCCUGGUGUUGGUGCUAAAUCUUUGUCUAAAUCUUGCAUUGAGAUCAGAUCAAGACAUUUGCGUUGGCACGUACGUAUGACUACUCUAGUCCUGGCACCUGUCAAACCCUAUAAUGGAACAUAUAUUUCAAGCAACUAACGCCAAGAAAUGGACAGAUCCUGAACGACCGGACACAUUGUCUUCCCAACAUGUUUGUGAAGUUUAUUUCAAAUCAAGAAACCAGCGAGUGUCAUCAGGGAAAGGAUGUGGCCAUGUUGUUGUAAAAGUGAGGCCUUGCAAGCCAACUGAAAAUAGGUCUCCUAGCUUUGGUUGAAUUCUAGGAUUAUUGGGAAAGCAGUCAGGUUCUCUUGUGGUCAUUUUGCCUCUGUAUCAGAUUACAGUCAAAUUUCAUCUGAAUAAUGUCCUAUAAUAUGCAUUUUCAGAAUGACCUCUGUUUAAUGGUGGCCUGUUAGGAUCCUUUGCUGUGUCACUGGAUUGUUCUGUCUGGUGGACGGAUCGCCCUGGGAACCACAGCGUGAGUCAAUAAAAUGUCACGGUUCCAAGUCUGACCUGGUCUUCAGGCUACAUUCAAAACACAAACCAAAUCCAAUCCAUUUUACUAUGAAUCUGAAUCCAGAACCUUAUUUACAUUACAUUAAUUUGGCAUUUGAAGGAAUCGUUCUACAGACCAGAACUACACUAAUUCAAAUCAAUCCAGACUGGAACGUCUACAAGACCGCUUGCCUUUUCCUUUUUACUAACAGCUUUUGUUUUGACGGACCAAACUAUUCCAGUGACUGUAUCUGAGUGUGGUUGAUAUUCCAUGAUCUUGAAACUACAAUUGUCUGAAUAAUCUGUUUUAGCUAAUGUUUGGAUUUUAUUUUUAAUCUUCUUGAACAAGCUUCUCAGUCCAAAUACUUUGAUAAUAGCACUUGCAGGUUAUAAAUGCCUUGUACAAGCACUAGGGGGCUCUUCACUGCCCAAUUAAACAAUAUUAAUCAUUGAAAGUGCCGCAUGAGCUAUGCAAAACUCUUGUCUGUACAUAGAGUGAUGAGCAGAGACAGUAGUGGGCGCCAGUGAGUCCAAGACACUGAUGGGCAGCAUAAACUGUUUAACUUAACCCACUUAGUCAGGUGGUGUCUGGUAUCUACAAUGUGGGACACGAAUUUCAACAGGUCAAUUACCGGUGUGACGGUGGUCAAAACACCAGGACUACAGCAAGAAUGAUUGACAGGAGCUACAGAUAGCUCCAGCAACUGUGUUUAUUUUGCUACAUCAAGUGGUAUCCUUAUCUAUGUUAUUUCAGAGAAAACCCUGAUACAAAUGACUGAAGACAGAACAGGGAACCAUUUGUUUUAAGAUGUAACAGAACGUGUAAGUAUCAGUAACACGUUACUCUGCCUGACACACAGACCACGACAUGAAAUAAAGCAAAUUGGUGCUGGUACUGAGAGCUCCUGGUACUACGAGUGUGUGGAAUUCAAAGGUCCUGGUAUGAAGUCAAUGGUACUACAAGUUUCUGGUAUUAAAAGUUACUGGUACUGUUGCUGUGUAGAAAGGUCAGUCUCUGCUCGUUGCCCAGACAUCUUCAAGCCAACCAUUUUAGAUGAUUUGCACUGAGGACUAGAAAUAAAAUAAACUUUUAAAAAAUUAAGAAGAAAUAAAGAAGAAGCUGAGGUUGAAUUAAAGGGAAAAGUUAUUUUUUAUAGAAAUAAAGUGGAGUUUUGUUUGAAUAAAGAACCAAAGAGGCUCAAGUUUAGUUUGUCUGAUGUUUAAGGCCUAAGCACUGUAUCAGGAACAGAUAAUCCUAAUCCUAAUCUCCAGCCCAGUCUCAGUCCACCAUCUGAUUAAUGUAUUUUUGUUAUUUUGUAUGUAGAAAAUUUCGUAUUUUUCAUUAAAGGACUUGUUUUCUUAUUUAUGUUGUUAUUUUUUGAUUGAGAUGUUUUGUGUUUAUUAUUAACCACUUCAACAAAAUCUAACCCAUCCCACGUGACAAAACUAGUCGAGUUCAGUUAUGGACCACAGGAAACAACUGGUCUUCAGAAAGUAAAAAAAAAAAAUACAGGUCUUGAUCUUCAGGUCUACAUUGAUCUUCAGAAACAUUCCACUCAGUUGAUACAUGAUGGCAAAAUAAAGUUAAUAUUUAGUAACUGAGUAACAAUAUAACCAUAUUUAGUGUGUAGAGGGUUUGUGGGCUACAUUCAAAUACAUUUCAACCCAAACUGUCCCUCUUCUAUAGCAUGAGCGUGACGUGAGUUGAAAGACAGACACCCGAUAUCAGCCAUGGUAACAUGUAAGACGCUGUAUACCAGAUGUGGCCCAUAAUCCAGGCCACUGGACACUAGA
Molecule: messenger RNA, 5536 nt
Organism: Cynoglossus semilaevis (tongue sole)
Lineage: Eukaryota; Metazoa; Chordata; Actinopteri; Pleuronectiformes; Cynoglossidae
Product: inhibin beta B chain-like
Exons: 2
Coding region: 1356-2549 (397 amino acids)
Cellular component (GO): extracellular region
Molecular function (GO): growth factor activity; cytokine activity
Source: RefSeq, a predicted model, not a curated record